AUGGGCGACGCCGACAAGCGUGGGGAGUUCAUGGAGCUCCAGCAGAAGCUCCUGCAGACGUCGCACCAGCUGCGGCAGAUGGAGCGGCAGGCGGUGCAGCACAGCACGGACAUGAGGAGAGCCAAGCUCAUUGUGGCCGAGGUCGGGCCGCUCCCGGACAACGUCAUCAUGUACAAGAACGUCGGCAGGGCCUACAUGAUGGAGGCCAAGGGCGCCGUCAUCCAGAGCUACGAGGGCAAGGCGGCGUCCGCGCAGGCGUCGAUCGAGAACCUCAAGUCCGCCGCGGACAAGGUCCAGGAGCUCGCCAAGAGCACCAAGCAGGACAUGGAGGAGCUCCUGCGGACCUACCCGAACCUGCUCAAGGCGCAGUGA
Molecule: messenger RNA, 372 nt
Organism: Pedinophyceae sp. YPF-701
Lineage: Eukaryota; Viridiplantae; Chlorophyta; Pedinophyceae
Source: the annotation of a GenBank genome assembly